Messenger RNA from Rotaria sp. Silwood2, 771 nucleotides. Lineage: Eukaryota; Metazoa; Rotifera; Eurotatoria; Philodinida; Philodinidae. The record is from the annotation of a GenBank genome assembly.
AUGGGACAACUUCUUUCACGUUUUGGCAUUCGUUUGGGUACACGUAUAAGUGACUACGAAAUAAAUCGUAUUCCAAUUCAUCAUAAAUGUCGUAAUUGUGGUCAAGGAUGUGAUCCAACAAAAUCAACUAAUAUAUGUGUUAAUGCUAAAUUCACUCGUACAGGUACAAAAGAUCAACCAAUAGUAUUACGACCGGUUAUACCAAAUGAUAAAGUACGAUGGUCAUCAUCAUAUGAUUAUCGUCCAAUUGAAUUUACAUCGGAAAAAGUUCGAACAUCAACUAAAGAAUAUGUUGAUCGAGAUCCACGACAAGAUCCAAGUGUGCAAAUACCAUGGAAUUUAGAUGAUCGUUUAUGUGAUCGACGAUCUUAUCAUGGUACAUAUAAAAUUAUUGGACAUGUGCCACAGAAUCCAUGUGGACGAACGGGUCAUUUCGGACCAAAUCAUGCUGCUGAUCCAAUUGUAACACGAUGGAAACGUGAUGAAAAUGGUCAAAUAAUAAUACAUCCAUCAACAAGAAAACCAAUUUUACAAUUUGUUUGUAUACGUCGUAAAGAUACAAAUGAACUUGCUAUACCAGGUGGAAUGGUUGAUAAAAAAGAAAAAGUUACUGAUACAUUACAACGUGAAUUUCAAGAAGAAACACUUAAUUUUCCAGAUUUAGAUGAACUUAGUAAACAUAAUUUAUUAGCAUCAAUUAAAGAUAUAUUUGAAAAUGGUGGAAUUCGAAUUUAUUGUGGUUAUGUUGAUGAUCCAAGGUAUUUAAAAUAA